Molecule: messenger RNA, 1188 nt
Organism: Puccinia graminis f. sp. tritici CRL 75-36-700-3
Lineage: Eukaryota; Fungi; Basidiomycota; Pucciniomycetes; Pucciniales; Pucciniaceae
Exons: 2
Coding region: 1-1188 (395 amino acids)
Source: RefSeq, a predicted model, not a curated record
AUGAACAUCCCAGAAUGGAAAAAAGCACUAAUGAACGCAAAGUUGCUUCCACAAUUUGAUGACGUCAUAAAAGGAUUCCAAGAAGGAUUUGAUCAAGGAAUACCACAGCACACUGUCGGCGAUCUACCCUUCUACACACCACCGAACCACGCAUCCGCCCUGCAAGCCAGGGAGAAAAUAGAAAAGUCCCUGAGGACAGAGAUCGAGGCAGGACGCAUGUACGGCCCUUUUGAGAAGGACCAAGUCACCAAGAAAUUUCCGUUCUUUCGAACGAACCCUCUGGGCGCGGUGAUAAAUGGGGACGGAUUGCUGAGGCCCAUCAACGACCUGUCGCACCCACACGGGAAAGACGGAAUCCCGUCAGUAAAUUCUUUCGUCGAGGCAGACAAUUUCAAAACAACCUGGGAUGAUUUCAACUUGGUAGCGACAUUCUUCCGGAAGCUCAAAGGCACGGCUCUCCUAGCAAUUUUUGACUGGGAAAAAGCGUAUAGGCAAAUCCCAACAGCAAAGGACCAGUGGCCUUACCUUAUGAUCAAAGAUUUUGAUGACAAAAUUAUCCUUGACACGAGGAUCACAUUCGGCGGGGUGGCUGGAUGGCUCAAAAACUGGUUUGCAACGAGUGCACCCAGACCUACCCCACAAGAUGUGCGAGAAGACUUGACGUUCUGGCUCCACACGCUAUCCACCUUCUCCAAGACAAGACUCCUGCCCAGUCCGACACCGACAGAUAUCGGGUGGGUUGGUGAUGCAUCAACAAGUUACGGCGUAGGAGUGUUCAUCGGGAAACACUGGACCCAACUGAAAGUAGUCCAGGGCUGGGACUCAACAUCGAACCCCUCUAGAAACAUCGCCUGGCUGGAGACAGUGUCGAUUUGGAUAGGAUUGCUGAUGCUCAAACGCCUGAGGGCUAUCCCAGGCAAGCUUUUUGUGGUCUGGACAGACAACACAACCGCGGAGAAUGCGGUACACAAUCGGAAGUCCAAAGAUCAGGCGGCCAACGAAGAGUGGAAGAGCAUCCAGUCACUCCUGGUAGAAAUGCAAAUCAAUAUCACGGCUAGGAGAGUAGCCUCUAAAGAAAACAAAGCCGAUGCACUUUCCAGAGGUGAUAAUUCCGGUCUAAAACAUUGUAAUUACGUCCCCGUCAUCCUGCCCCCAGAUUUAGAACUCCUAUUCGUUCCCGCUUUGUAA